AUGGAAUGCGACCUGAUGGACGUGUCGAUAGCGGAGUCCAUUCAGGCUGAUGAAGUGUGGACCGGUGUAACGUAUGCUGUAGCAGCUUUCUUGUUGCAAUUAGGUGAAGUGGAUAAAGCAUUCCAUACGGCUUCAGGCUGUUAUGAUGCAUGCUUCGCCCACGUGCUGGCUUGCAAGUAUCAAACACCGGAAGCGCUGUAUGAAACCAGAUUCUACCGUGCGAUCGGCUAUAUGCGUCCAUUGAGUAUGUUGGUGGGAAUUUAUGCAGUGGGCGAUUCAACGUCAUUCUGA
This is a messenger RNA of Cooperia oncophora, 291 nucleotides long. The record is from the annotation of a GenBank genome assembly. Lineage: Eukaryota; Metazoa; Nematoda; Chromadorea; Rhabditida; Trichostrongylidae.